AUGAAAUUUGUUAGUAUUAUAACCUUUUUAAUUUUCAAUUCGAUAUUAUGGAGUUUAAUUAAUUCUGUUAAAAAUAAUAAAAAUCAAAACGAGUUAACUAGAGUUGAGGAAACUUCAAAGUAUUUGAAUAAAAUAUUAAAUGAUGAUGAAGAAUCAUCGGUUAAUUUUCAAAAUCAAAAAAAUAAUGAAAAAUUAAAACCGAAAAGUAAAAUUACAAAAAAUGAAAAAACAGGAAAAAAUGAAGGAGAAAAAAAGUUAAAGAGAAAAGAAUAUUAUAAGGAUUACUAUCAGAAGAAUAAGGAAAGGAUUAGUGAUAAUCACCGAAACUACCAUAAUAAGAAUAAAGAAAAAAUAAAUCAAAUUUCAAAAAAAUAUUAUCAAAAGAAUAAAGAAAGGAUAAGCGAAAGGAGUAGAGAAUAUAAGAAAAAAUACCAAUUAAGAAUGAAAAUUGAAAAAGAAGCUCAACAAAAUGAUAGGUCAAGUGUAAGAAACGUUUUUGAUAAUAAUGAAGGAAAUUCAUUUAUUAAUAGCCAAAAUAAUGACUGUGAAAAUAAAGGAAAAGAAGCGAUUGUUUCCACAGAGAACGUUCAGUUAGAUCAAGGAAAUAUUCAUCCACAAAAUGAUACUCCUUCUCAAUCUACUCUUAAUGGUGAAGGAAUUUCAUUUGGUAAUUUACAGACUAAUGAUUAUCCGAAUAAUUUAGAUGACACAAUUUAUGACACUUCUAAACAAGAAAAAUUGCAAAUGGAAAUUAAUCCUAUUCAAAAAGAGGAUCUGGAAAAUUUGCCUGAUUUGAAAUUUUUGGAUGCUUCAAAUUUUUGGGACGAUCCGAAUUUAUAG
This is a messenger RNA of Meloidogyne enterolobii, 840 nucleotides long. NCBI's taxonomy places the organism in Eukaryota, Metazoa, Nematoda, Chromadorea, Rhabditida, Meloidogynidae. The record is from the annotation of a GenBank genome assembly.